Molecule: messenger RNA, 499 nt
Organism: Octopus sinensis (East Asian common octopus)
Lineage: Eukaryota; Metazoa; Mollusca; Cephalopoda; Octopoda; Octopodidae
Exons: 3
Coding region: 168-488 (106 amino acids)
Source: RefSeq, a predicted model, not a curated record
UUCUACUGAUGAAGUUGUUGCUUAUUGAUGUACGAAAGUUCGGCUAUAAAUCAUCACUUACUUGACAACAGAUUUCUAUGUAGGCUCAGGGUUGUAAACAAAUGUUAAAUUAAUUGCUGUUCGUAGUAAAUAUAAUCAACUUAAAAUCUUGAGUUCAUUUUUUAAAAAUGAAUCAAGAAAACAAUGAGACCGAAUCAAAGGGUGUAAUGUUUAAUUAUGACAGCAGUUUAGAGGCGUUCAUCCGAGACGAGUUCUAUCGUCAGCAGCAAGAAAACCUGAAUAAUGACCAGAUAGAUUCCAUCAAAAUUAACCAGUUCUUUGAAAGGGCUCUUUCUGAAACUCGAAGGAUGAAUGAUGUCAUUAAGAAUAGUCAUAAACAACGUAACCUGCUUCGAAAAGAAUUUGGUUUGAGAAUGCUCAGUGAUUGGUUUAAAGAACAUCAUACUGAAAUUUUGGAACCAUUCCAAGAAAGAAAAGAAGAAAAAUAAAAGAUAAUUAU